UAGAAGGGACAGUCUCGCGAAGACUUCCUGGGCAAGUGCCGGCAAAUAUGGAGCGGCCAGGAGAGAGGACGGCACGGUCGCUGACAGGGUUGGAUGAAGAAAACGCCGCUCCAGUCCCUGAGCUGCUGGGAUCGCCACUUUCGUUGCAGGCCCCGGACUCGGGCUGGGAACGACUUCGAGAGCUCUUUCGGCGGAAUGAACAACGGGAAUACCCAGAAGAAUUAAUCUAUAUUGUUAAAGCAACAUUUACAGCGGGUAUAGUUGGCUUUGUCUAUGGCGGUAUACCUGGAUAUGUAAAUGCCAAAAAACAGUACAUUGAGCAAUGUGGAGGAGAACUCUACCAUAAUCGGCUGGAUGCUGUGCAAUCUAUGCAACGUAUAGCAAACAGAGGAUUCAUCCGAUAUGGUUGGCGGUGGAGCUGGAGAAUUGCUGCUUUUGUGGCAAUAUUCAACACAGUGAAUACUGGCUUGUCCGUAUAUCGUGAUAAAAGUACCCUUGGUCACUAUACCAUUGCUGGAGCUUGUACCGGCAGCUUGUUCAGAAUGUACUUGGGCUUGAGAGGUCUGAUUGGAGGCGGUGUUAUUGGAGGAGUCUUGGGUGGCUCUCUGGGAACAUUACUAAUGGGACUGCAAAAAGUUGCUGGAGAAACUUUUAUUGAGAGAAUGAAAAGGAAGAAAAGUGAGCUAAAUGCAUUAAAGAUCGCAAAGUGGGAAGCCACUCUUGAUACCCCUGAAGAUAUUUCAGAAGGAACAGAUAAUAUCCUACAGGAAAAAGAUGGCCGAUAAUCUUGGAAAUUCAAGUUUAAAAAUGGACUAGAAGCCCUUUGUUGGACGGGGAGAAGUUUGAAUGCCUCUGGACACAUUAUUAAAUAUGUGCAGGUGACAACAGAACUUCUUUUUUGUGGUGAAAACAGUAACUUUAAUUUCUUUUUAAAAAACAAAGGUGUAUAAAAAUAAUUCCCGGGAAUAUUCAUAUAAAACACAAAUUUUUAGAAGUACUAUUACUGCUCCCUUAACUAUAAAAAAAAAUCAGUAAAUAUAUUUGAAAGACUAUGGCUUUGUUGAGUUUAGAAUCCAUAAUAUAAAAGAAGUUUGAAACACA
Ahaetulla prasina is the source of this 1101-nucleotide messenger RNA. It is a transcript of the gene TIMMDC1, whose product is annotated as translocase of inner mitochondrial membrane domain containing 1. Lineage: Eukaryota; Metazoa; Chordata; Lepidosauria; Squamata; Colubridae. The record is from RefSeq and is a predicted model, not a curated record. The transcript is spliced from 7 exons. Gene Ontology annotation, cellular component: mitochondrion. The coding region runs from base 48 to 785 and encodes 245 amino acids.